Molecule: messenger RNA, 2385 nt
Organism: Cajanus cajan (pigeon pea)
Lineage: Eukaryota; Viridiplantae; Streptophyta; Magnoliopsida; Fabales; Fabaceae
Product: increased DNA methylation 1-like
Biological process (GO): negative regulation of DNA-templated transcription; regulation of transcription by RNA polymerase II
Cellular component (GO): nucleus
Molecular function (GO): transcription corepressor activity
Source: RefSeq, a predicted model, not a curated record
AGCUCAUCACUUGGUAAACAUAUCCUCUUCCCCCCUACAUCAGAUCUGCCAUUACAUAAAAACAAGAAAAUUCACCCAAACCCAGAAUGUACCUAAGAUGCAGAAUCCCCCACAGCCACCGGCAUAGUUCGUGUUCGUAACCAUCGUAACAGAAAUCACCAUUGAAUUUCAUUGCACCAAGUGCAUCCACCUUUCAACCCGAUCACCUAAUUUUUUAUACGCGUAAUCAAUAACUAGGUUUCCUUCAAGAACGAGGGAGGAUUUGUCUGGUGAGAAUCAAAGACCGGCCAUGGAUGUAACAGAUGACAAAAAGAGAACGACAAUAGAGGAAUCAGAUGAGGGAUGUGGUGGGAGUUCAAGAGAUAUAAGGGAAAAAUGUCCGUGCGGUAUUGAAGUGGAUCUUAGUAAUUAUGAUAUGUUAAACAUGGGAGAGGGCUCUAGUGGGAUGGUGGUUGAUUUGGCUGAAGGGAAUGUCAGUAACUUCAAUGAACGAAACCAGUCGGUAAGUGGUCAGCAUGGAGAAUCACACCCUCAAAACAAUCCCUACAAAGACAGGAUUCUAGGGCUUGAACUAAUAGCCCGAUUUCAACGCCGCAAAAGGGGUUUUAGGCGUUUAACUCAGAUACACGGUGUGAGCAUGUUGAAUGAAACCGAAGAUAUAUGCCCAAGGAGGUCCUUGAAAAAAGAGAUAAUAGAAGAAUUGGUCGGAAAUUCUCAGCCGAAGGAGAAUAAAGCUGAGAAAGUUGUGAUCAAUGAGGAAGUGAUUCCUGUGGAAAGAGAAGCACGUAUACCUGAUACUGUGAAUGCAAAUGUUGAAAAGGAGCAAAGUUAUAGUGCAAGAACGAUCAGGGCUCGUCGUAGAGAACAACAGAAGCAAGAAAAAACAACUGUGCUUUCCUGGAUGGUUGACAGGAAAGUAAUCAAACCACGUGAGAGGGUUUUUUAUAUGGAUCACGAAAGGAAAUGUGUAUUACUGAGUGGUGAAAUUGAUGGAGGUGAAAUCUGGUGUGAGUGCUGUUCUAAAUCUGUGUCGAUUUCGGAGUUUGAAGCUCAUUCAAAAAGCAAAAUCUGUGAUCCGCUGAAGAAUAUAUGUGUGAAGGGAGGACUUUCUCUCUUGCAAUGCCUGACACAAGCAUGGAACAUGCAAGAUGAAUAUGCUUGUAAUUUUUAUCAUUUCUUUAGUGGUGUUGAUGGUGACCAAAGGGAUGAUAUUUGCGGUAUCUGCGGAGACGAAGGUGAACAACAAAUCUGUUGCGACGGUUGCUCUUCAGUGUUCCAUCAAACCUGCUUGGGAUUAGAAAGAGUUCAAUCUGGUGUCUGGUACUGUAUGUAUUGUCGUUGCAAAUUUUGUGGGCUGUACGGUGAAAAGCAAAAGGACAGUUCUGGAGGUUUUGUUCAGUCUUUGAUGUCUGCAUGUCGUACAUGCGGGGAAAAAUAUCAUAAAUCCUGUCUCGAGGCAAGUGGCGCCAACCCUGAUCAUUCUAAACUAGAAUUAUUAUGUGGAAACGAAUGUAAAGUGGUAUAUGAGAGACUUGAAAACAUGCUUGGGAAAAAAUAUGCAAUAGAAGAUGGAUUUACUUGGUCAUUGAUUCGUCGGUCAGAUGUUGACUCUAACACCUCCCAAGUAGAACCGGGAAAGGUUGAAUCUAAUUGCAAACUAGGUGUUGCAUAUUCGGUAUUGAAAGACUGCUUCUCGGUACACACAGAUGAGAUAAGCGGGGUUAAUAUGAUGCGCAGUAUUCUAUAUAAUUGUGGGUCAAACUUCCCUCGCGUGAAUUUUGAGAGAUUUUUUACUGCAAUUCUAGAGAAAGGUGAUGAGAUUAUCAGUGUUGCAACUAUCAGGAUCCACGGGAACCAAGUAGCAGAGAUGUCAUACGUUGGGACCCUCUCACUUCAUAGGAAAAAAGGAAUGUUCAGCCGACUUAUGAAAGGCAUUGUAUCGGCACUCAGUUUUUUGAAUGUUGAGUUAUUGAUCAUAUCAUCCAUGUUACAAGUCAAGAACACUUGGAUUCGUUCUUUUGGGUUUGAGCCCCUGGAUUUGAGAAGCAAGAAACUAAUAAAGAGCAUGAAUUUGAUGGUAUUUCCUGGCACAGUAACUCUACAGAAAAAGAUACCAAAGCAGUAAUUUUCCUGAUGAGAAUUUGAUUCCUACAAAAGUUUCAAAUCUCAGAAGAUCAGCAACACAGUGCAGAGGGAAGCCAAUAAAGCCCUUGGUUAAUUAUGUUAGUGAUGCUUGUUACUUAAUUUGCUGAAGACAUACAAUUAUAUACAUGCAAACUUUUCUGCGCGCGAGAGCUAUAUAUGCUCUAUGAUUUUAUGUGUGCCAAAUAAAACACACUGCUGGUGGUGCUUAAUUCAUUCAGUGCUGCUGAGGUGAUGGUUAUU